Lineus longissimus is the source of this 3462-nucleotide messenger RNA. RefSeq names its product alpha-tocopherol transfer protein-like. The record is from RefSeq and is a predicted model, not a curated record. The transcript has 8 exons. NCBI's taxonomy places the organism in Eukaryota, Metazoa, Nemertea, Pilidiophora, Heteronemertea, Lineidae. Gene Ontology annotation, cellular component: membrane. Gene Ontology annotation, molecular function: phosphatidylinositol bisphosphate binding. The coding region runs from base 184 to 1134 and encodes 316 amino acids.
CUAGUCGAUAACAAAAAAACUUUGGGGCCCAAUAAUCCGUGCUUUAUAGCUGCCAACAAGUGAAGGCAGGUCUGGCGUCCAAAUGAGCAACUUUAUGUAUAAUUUUGAUAUUGAGCAGUUUUUACGAUAAGCGAGUGGCAUUUUCUAGCCUGUUGAGUAUAGAGAAAGAAGUCAGCAUUUCCAAUGGCUGAAUUACCUGGGGAGGGGACCUACGUCUGUACCCUCGAUGAGGAGACUCAGAAGAAGGCUAAAGAUGAGUUAAAGGAAGACCCGAAAGAACGCGCUAGUAAGAUACAGAAUGUUCGAGACUGGAUCAAGAAACACCCAUAUAUCACGUCAAGAACUGAUGAUGCGUUUAUUCUACGAUUCCUGAGAUCAUGCAAAUCAAGCGUGUUUGACACUCAGAAUAGAAUCAAACAGUUCUGCAUCAACCGCACCACGUCAGAGGGCGCCCCGGAAUGGUUUAAACAAGAUGUUGAUGAUCAGAAAAUUAUUGAUAUUCUUUCAAAACCAACACAGAUCCUCUUGCCGAAGCCAAAAGGGAAGAAAGAUGGACCCGUUUACAUUCUCUCUCUCAGUAAGAAUAUGGACCCAUACAUUGAUAUAAACGAUACGAUGCGGGCCCUAUACAUGACCGUGGACACUAUGGUCAUGGAUGAGAACGUACAGGUGCACGGUAUGUAUUACAUUCAGGACAUGAAGGGCGCCGGUAUGGACAUGAUGAAGAUUUGGAAUCAGGAGAAUAUAAAAAAAUCCAUGAAGGUUUGGAAGGAUGUGUAUCCAACUCGAAUGAAGCAGUUUCAUUAUGUGAAUAUGCCUAGAUUCCUGAAUGCUAUAAUGGAGAUAAUAAAGCCCUUCAUGGGCAAGAAACUUUCGGACCGGAUGAAAAUCCAUCACUCUGAGAAAGAGUUUGCAAAGAAGAUACCGAAAGAAUGUCUUCCCAAUGAGUAUGGUGGAACUGCAGGAACAAUAGAAGAAAUAUACGCUCCUUUCCGCGAGAAGGUGUUGAACAACCGGCAGGAAUACGAGCUGCUCAAGCAGUGCUGGGCAGAUGAAGAGAAGAUGCCCAAGGAGGUACCCGCUGGGGAUGCUUGGGGGAUGGUCGGAUCGUUUAGGAAGAUCGAAACAGACUGAUAGCGAGGAAGGAAAAUUUUGCCGAACAUGGGUGCGAGAGAAUAAUACGAAUAAAAACAAUAGAUGUAGCCUUUUACACCAACUUGGCUUGUACCAUGUGUGCAUCUGGACAUAGUCUCAGACGACUGUUCUCUAGUAUUAGAAGAAGUAGAAGAAGAAAAAUUUAGUGCGAAUGUCACUAAUAGAUUUGCUGUGGAUAACACUUUUGAAAACGACUAUCAUUUUCGUUUUAUGGGCCAGUAGUCAAUUUCCAAAAAGAUCGCACACACUGAUUUUUUUAUUUAGUUCUCCUCCAUACAAGUGGUCGAGUAAGAACACAUCCUUUCGCAGAAAAAAGCCGAAUAACAAUUUCAUACAAAUCGUCAGCAUUUUUAUUCAAAAUCGUACAAAAGACAAAGUCGUACAAAAUUCAUAUUUAAGACACAUCCAGACGUUUUCGUCGUGGUCGAUUCCAGUAGAAAAAUGGGUUGCAAUGGCGCGCAAAAGUUACAAUGCAAAAUGAUGAUAAUGAAUUAACGCAUAAAAAAAUGUUGAAUGUUCAAGUACAUAUACAUCGUAAAAUAUUUACACUCAAUGCCGUAUACAAAAUAGUAUACAAAAUAUUUGCGGUAAAAAUCUUAUUCUUUAGUUAUUAGCUAGUGUAUUAUCAUACUGAAUGAAUGAAUGAUGAUUGUGAAAGCGAGAAAUCGUACGAAAAGUUAGUCUGAAAUUUAGUGAGAAUCGAAUUUUACACAAGACCUAUAAUAUACGGUUUCAUAAUAUACCAUCUUGACCUGCAAUGUUUUGAGAUCGCUUUCACGAUAGUGGUGAGGCAAACGCAUGAGAGUCAGGAUGUACACCGCGGUUGAGCGACUACCUACAUUUUCGCUAAAAUGUGGAAAAUCAUGCAAAGCAGCACUCUUGGGAGCUUCGAGUUUGCCUGUUUAAAGGCCUAAUACUACUUUCCAUAUAGUGAUGUUGACUUUUAAAAUCUUUGCAGUUAAAAAAUCAAGCCUAGCGGUAUUAUAACAUACAAAUGAGUUCGCCAUGGUUCGUGGACACAGGUAUAAAACUGCACAAAAAUAUUAUUUUCAAAAAGCUCAAUUAUUACUGCACAUAGAUACAUGGUUUGCAAAAUAUAUUAUCUACUCUAAACUCUGGUUAAUAAAGAUUAUUAGUUAAAUAUGUACGUGUAUAUAUUAAUUGCAUAACGUCAUAGUUUUGCCGCAUUAGAAGUUCCGUGCAAUCAAAAAUGAAUGACACAGUUAAAACAUAGAAAUUACGCCACUAAAAAUGAGUUUUUUUCGAAACUUGUUCAAGUGCAGAUACUAUUUAGCGCUCAACCCGGGACCAGAGAAUUAAAAAAGUACCACUGGGGUUUUUGAAAGCACCUGACAAAAAUCUGCAUUCUAAAAUUGACAAGCACCAAAACGUUAUUUGAAGCAGUUUAACAGUUUCGUUACAUUUUUAUACAAUGCACAAUUUUUAUAUUUUUGCACAGUACACAAUGUUCCACCACACGCACGCACUUCUAGCACCAACAAAGCCAUUCGAAGGGACAAUUUGAAUACUACCAGUAAGCAGAAUCAGCAUUCGUGACAAAAUCUGUUUCCAACAACGAGGCCCCAGAGUGAUAAAUUAUCACGAAAUUGCACUACACAGAAAGAAAAUGAUGAAAAUUGUAGUUUACAUGGUGAUUUUUAGAUGGAUAUGAAAAAUGCAAUUGAGCAAAUAACAUACAUAAUGAGUGAAAACAGUGAUGUUAUUGGAAAAUGAAAUUGAUACAAGCAAAUGUAUAUAUGUGUUGUUUAUGCAAGAAAAAUAAGGAAGGAAUAAAUCAACAAUAAUAUAUAAAGAAUGGAUUAUUGAGCACUAUUAACAGACAUAUUAAAGCUGAAGAAUGGAAAAUGAAAAAUGGUCAAAUUGUCAAUCGUUAUUUGUUUUUUCUUACAUUGAAAGCCACGCCAUUCGUCUACAUGUUUGUUUUUCUCUGUGCCACCCGUAAAUACAAAUACACGUAGAAGCUUCCACUUUACAGUGACAAGGCUAAGCUGAGAUCAGGCGUUUUACUCCUGCGGCAUAAAUAAAAUAUCGACACCAGGCGGAGUAUAUUGAAAAGCACUGGUUAUGUUAGGAUGUAACAUGGCAUGUCAACGUGAUGACAAUUGACCUUCAAGUACAAUAUGUAUAUGUAGAAAUGUAGAAAUGUAUAAGACCGAUAUACCCUGACGUAAGACGGUGUCCUUUUGUUAUGCAUUCGGUAGAUUUGUACGUGUAUUUCCCAAUGGAAGCUUUCUUGUAAGAGAAUCUCGGCAUGAACGAGGUGAUAAAGAUUCGCAAUCUACACUA